UUCUACCGCAUGAGGAGCUCGUCUGCGUGAGAUCGUCACAAGUCACAAGGAGCUCGUUGGCUGAAGUUAGUGAAAUAAAUAAGAUAAUGGAUCUGUUGUCCGACCAAGGAUUAAGGCUGGAUGGAAGGAGGGCCAAUGAAUUGCGGAAAAUUAGGUGUAAAUUAGGAGUAUUUGAACAGCCAGAUGGCAGUGCUUAUUUAGAACAAGGAAAUACAAAAGUUUUAGCUGCUGUAUACGGGCCACACCAGGUAAGAGGAAGAGGUCAGAAGGCGAUUCACGAUGCUGUGCUAGUCAACUGUCAGUACAGCAUGGCCACAUUCAGCACUGGGGAGAGGAAGCGGCGACCACGUGGGGAUCGCAAAUCUCAGGAAAUGACCAUGCACUUGAGGCAAGCCCUUACUGCAGCAAUUCGUACUGAACUCUACCCAAGAUCACAGAUAGACAUCUUUCUAGAGGUGCUACAAGCAGAUGGCGGUAACUAUUGUGCAUGUGUCAAUGCUGCCACCUUGGCUCUAAUAGAUGCAGGGAUACCAAUACGAGAGUUUGUGGUCGCUUGUACAGCAUCGCUCGCUGGUGGAGACAACUGCAUGCCGCUGGUAGACAUCAGUCACCUGGAGGAAACUUCCGGAGGUUCUAACCUCACCGUGGCUGCCAUGCCCAUAUCUGGCCAGGUAGUGCUGAUGGACAUGUCCCAGCGAUUUCAUCUGGAUCACCUCAAGAAGGUGAUGGAUUGUGCAAUGCAGGGCUGCCGGGACGUCUAUGAAAUCCUAGACCGUGCAUUACGCGAGUAUCUGACAGAGGUGGGCAGUUCAUCAGCCUGGGGUUCUGUUGACAUCAGCACUCAGCGUAUCCUACAGGUUGUGGAACCCAACACCGAGGACACGUAGGGAACUUGUUUAACUAUCAUUUUUGUAAUAAAGUAUUUUUGUACAGAA
This is a messenger RNA of Homalodisca vitripennis (glassy-winged sharpshooter), 935 nucleotides long. It is a transcript of the gene Ski6, whose product is annotated as exosome complex component RRP41. Bases 87 to 887 code for a protein of 266 amino acids. Gene Ontology annotation, cellular component: nuclear exosome (RNase complex); cytoplasmic exosome (RNase complex); nucleolus. Gene Ontology annotation, biological process: U4 snRNA 3'-end processing; nuclear mRNA surveillance; rRNA catabolic process. The transcript has 4 exons. The record is from RefSeq and is a predicted model, not a curated record. NCBI's taxonomy places the organism in Eukaryota, Metazoa, Arthropoda, Insecta, Hemiptera, Cicadellidae.